Aspergillus bombycis is the source of this 651-nucleotide messenger RNA. Its product is annotated as class I SAM-dependent methyltransferase. The transcript has a single exon. NCBI's taxonomy places the organism in Eukaryota, Fungi, Ascomycota, Eurotiomycetes, Eurotiales, Aspergillaceae. The record is from RefSeq and is a predicted model, not a curated record. The coding region runs from base 1 to 651 and encodes 216 amino acids.
AUGUCUGACACGCCGGAAGGUAUUGUUGAAUACGCCUACGACAACAUCACAGAAUGGUAUCUGCAGUGGGUCAAGAGCCAGAAGUCGCCGCGAGAAAGAUACACCCAGAUGCUCCUAGACAAGCUACCAGAGCCGUCACCCUCCAUUCUAGAGCUUGGCUGUGGGCCCGGGGUUCCCAUUAUGAAGAUGCUUCUGGACCACGGCGCGCAGGUCGUCGCCAAUGACAUCUCAGCCAAGCAGAUCGAGAUGGCCAAGGCCCGUUGUCCAGGGGCGCAGCUGAUCGCGGGUAACAUGACGGCCCUCACGUUCGAGCCUGCCCGCUUCCAUGGGGUAACCAGCUUCUAUACGCUGUUCCACCUCCCGCGGGUGCAGCUCAAGGCCAUGCUCACCAAGAUCCAUGGCUGGCUGAAGCCCGGGGGGGUCUUUGUGUUGAAUCUGGCGACUCUCGACGAAGAAGAAAUCCAUGGCGAAUUCCUGGGAUAUGGGAUGUUCUGGAGCAGCUAUGGGGUCGACGAGAAUCGGGCAAUGCUAGUGGAAAUCGGGUUUGAUGUAUUGCAGGUGGAGGUAUUGCACGCGGGCGAUGGGACGUUGGAGGAGGGCGAUCCGGACUUUGAUGCCGAGUUUAUGUGGGUCAUGGUACAGAAGAAAUAA